CAAACAUGGAUACAGAUGAACAGGUAAAACGGCGUAUCGCAGACGGUGAGGAGGUAAGCGACAUAAAUUACAUGUUUGACGAGAACAAGCACAUCAUACACUUCGCAGCACUGUACAACAACUUAGAUUUGAUAAGAAGAUGUUUGAACUGUGGCGUUGAUGUGGACAUCAAGGGAGGAAAGUUUCAGAGCACGCCGUUGUAUUUUGCUGUUUACAACAAAAACUACAGCACGAUGAUGUUUCUACUUGAAAACGGGGCCAACUCGGAUUACAUUAAUUUAAGCAACAACUCCCUGCGCAAGAUAUGCGUUCAUCGAGAUGACAUCCUUUCAUUUCUUUUGCUGGACAUUUUUGGUGUAGAUGAACAUUCUCAGACAGUGGAAAAAGAUAGGUUGGUGAAACUUGCCAUAAAACUAAGAAAAGUUCAGUUUGUAAGUUAUUUGAAGAGCAGUAACAAAAUAUCUCACAAAUUGGUCCUAUUCUUUGCGCUUAUACAUUUCAUAUCAUUUAUGUACAACGUAGAUCCCUACACGAUUGUGUUACUGUUCAUUUCCUACCACAACCUGCUCGUUUAUAUCAAAUUUAUGUUUUAUCUGAACAUUUACUACAGCAUUUUAUUCUCCAUAGAGCUGGUGGAGUAUAAUUUACUAUGGUCCAUUCUUUUAAUCCCGUAUUACGUUGCUUUUUAUAGACUGACGCGCAAUAAGAGGUGUGUAAAGAUCCGAGACAGAUGGGAAAAGAUUAAAAUUGUCAAAGAAAUGAUGAGAAAUAAGAAAUAUAACGAGAAAGAGUUUUGCGCUAUAUGCAUAAGGGACAAAAACAAGGAUACAAAGCACUGCAGCAGCUGCAACGUAUGUGUGGAUGGAUUUGAUCAUCACUGCCCAUGCCUGGACAAUUGUGUGUACUCCGGAAUGUCAGCACUUUUCUAUUUCUAUCUUCUAUACAGCAUUGGGCUGUGCUUUCUACGUAUUAUACUUGCGAACAGCCUGAACAUGCGCUUCAAUCUGCUGCUAGUCUUCUUCAUCGUUGUACUGCUGUUCAGAGCAUACGUAAAUUUGCGGGUGUUCGUGGACAACACAGGAAGAUGAACCAACAGCAUUUGAACAUAGGAAACGAACGGAUUCUAACAGCAAAUAAAUCGCAUAUUUGCAGAUAAUACUCACAUCUAUCGCUUAAUAAACGCCUAAAAUCU
Vavraia culicis subsp. floridensis is the source of this 1192-nucleotide messenger RNA. RefSeq lists its product as uncharacterized. The coding region runs from base 6 to 1088 and encodes 360 amino acids. Gene Ontology annotation, biological process: protein targeting to membrane; peptidyl-L-cysteine S-palmitoylation. The transcript has a single exon. The record is from RefSeq and is a predicted model, not a curated record. NCBI's taxonomy places the organism in Eukaryota, Fungi, Microsporidia, Pleistophoridae. Gene Ontology annotation, molecular function: protein-cysteine S-palmitoyltransferase activity; protein binding. Gene Ontology annotation, cellular component: Golgi apparatus; endoplasmic reticulum.